AUGUACUUUGAUCUUGGACUAGAACAAAAGGACAUUUUAUUGUGUUUGGCCCACAAUCAUGGAAUAAUUGUUUCCCUUCGAACUUUGCAAAGAAAUCUGCAGUGCUUAAACUUGUACAGACGGAAACACAAGACAGAUUCUCUAGACUUAGCUCUGUUUCUUCAACAGGAAAUCAAUAAAUCAGGAAGACUCCAUGGAUAUAAAUGGAUGCAUGCAAAAUGCUUAGCAAAAGGGUUUGUUACUGACUCUGAGAGUAUAAGAUUUCUACUAAAGACACUAGACCCAGAAGGAGUUGAACAGCGUAAACGUCGUUGUUUAAGACGCCGUCAGUUUUCUAGUAAGGGGCCUAACAAUACAUGGCACAUAGACUCCAAUGAUAAAUUAAAACCCUAUGGUAUUUUCAUAAAUGGUUGCAUUGAUGGCUUUUCAAGGUUUAUUAUAUGGUUGGAAGCAAGUAACAGUGGAAAGGCUGGAAUAACUGCAAAUUAUUUUGCACAAGCAGUUAAAAAAAGGAAUGGCUGUCCAUGCCUUGUUCGAGCUGAUCUCGGGGUUGAAAAUGUGUAUGUUGAAAAAAUGCAAAAAUUUCUAAGAAGAAAUAACACUGAUUUUUAUGCUGCAGAAAAUAGUUUUAUAUAUGGUCAAAGCAGAACAAAUCAGCGUAUUGAAUUUUGGUGGGGCAUACUAAGAAAACAGAAUCUUCAGUUUUGGAUGGAUCUUUUUAGGCAAAUCCAAGUGGAUGGUUACUUCAGUGGGGAUUUUCUAGAUAAGGAGCUGAUAAGAUUCUGCUUUAUGAAAUUAAUACAGGCUGAGUUGGAUGAUGUUGUUGCCAUUUGGAACAGGCACCGUAUGAGAGCCAAUCCUUCAGCUAUCCUUCCCAGUGGGAAACCUUUUCUUUUGUAUACUCUUCCCGAACUGUUUGGUUAUCAAGAUGAACUUGUUUUUGUUGAUCACCUAGAAACUGAAGUCUGUGAAGAGGAAAGCAUUCCAAAAAAUGAAUAUCCCUGUGAUCCAGAUAUACAUGAGCUGUGCUGUAUACUUAUGGAAGAGAAUGGCUUUAGCAUGCCAUCUGACCCUUUUGAUGCUGUAACACUCUACCAGGCACUUAAGACAAUAAUACAUAAUUUACUUGAGAAAUACAGAUACAUUUAA
Molecule: messenger RNA, 1149 nt
Organism: Erpetoichthys calabaricus (reedfish)
Lineage: Eukaryota; Metazoa; Chordata; Cladistia; Polypteriformes; Polypteridae
Exons: 2
Coding region: 1-1149 (382 amino acids)
Biological process (GO): DNA integration
Source: RefSeq, a predicted model, not a curated record